GACAACGCGACACGAGAACCCGCUCCCCCCUCCUCUUUCUCUAUGCUCAAACGCCAUUAUCGCCUCUGCUGUGCUUAGGGCUUCCUCAAUCGCCUUCCCAGUUCCACCCCCAAAAAACCCUCCGCUCGAACUCCGAGAAAGACCUGGCGAGCCGAUACUCUCUCUCCAUUGAUUGACGUUUCUCCGCUCGGCGAUACGAAUCCGAGCUCCGCGAGCGCGACCAGCCCAGCUUCACUCUCCGCUGAUGGCGAAGACCAAACCGGGAAGGAAGGACCUCGACUCCUACACCAUCAAAGGCACCAACAAAGUCGUCCGACCUGGAGAUUGCGUUCUCAUGCGCUCGCCGGAGUCCGGCAAGCCGCCUUACGUGGCGCGCGUGGAGAAGAUAGAGGCCGACCACCGUAACAACGUCAAAGUCCAUGUCCGGUGGUAUUACCGGCCAGAGGAAUCGAUUGGAGGGCGCAGGCAGUUCCAUGGAGUGAAGGAGCUGUUCCUGUCGGAUCACUUUGAUGUGCAGAGUGCCCACACUAUUGAAGGGAAGUGCACGGUGCACACUUUCAAGAACUACACCAAGCUUGAGAAUGUUGGAGGAGAGGAUUAUUUCUGCCGGUUUGAAUACAAGGCUGCCACCGGAGCAUUCACUCCAGACCGAGUAGCUGUGUACUGCAAGUGUGAGAUGCCGUAUAACCCAGAUGAUCUCAUGGUGCAAUGCGAAGGGUGCAAGGACUGGUUCCAUCCUUCUUGUAUGGGUAUGACGAUUGAAGAAGCAAAGAAGUUAGAAUACUUUUUAUGUACCGACUGUUCUACUGAAGAUGAUGCCAAACGAUCCAUACAGUUUCCUGUAUCACCUUCAACCGAGACGAAGGUGGAGGCAAAGCGUCGGAAGAGGUGACUUGUAGACUAUGAUGCGGAGAGGGCUGGUACUUAUUUUCCUGGUAUCAGCUCCAGUGUUGUUAUCCUGUUCUUGAACUGUACAGCAAAGAACACUGUGAGCAUCAAUUAGGGAUAUUUGAUUUUUCUUUUUGUCUCUAAGUAGAUUAGAGUGAGUAGAGGACACUGUCUUUUAUGUUGCCACGUGCAUUGAAUCUGCUUGAAAAAGAGUGCAUAGACCACGCUUCAGCACGAGGAGCGAGGAAACUUAGACUAGACUAAGCCAUUCCUCGCUUUAUUGGGACAGACGCAGUGAAAUUGUUCGGUCUUUUUUCCACAGUUUUUGCCAGUUGGUUAAAUUGAGUGACUGCAAGCGGAUUUUUCUUUUCUUUUUCCUCAGUUGUUGGUUUCACUCAUGUUUUUGUUCAUCUCUUUGUAUCAUGUGCAAAUGUGCUGAAUUGUUGGUGAAUACCAAGUUGCAGGCCCAUUCUUGUUGCUU
This is a messenger RNA of Rhodamnia argentea, 1369 nucleotides long. Its product is annotated as chromatin remodeling protein EBS-like. The record is from RefSeq and is a predicted model, not a curated record. The coding region runs from base 245 to 892 and encodes 215 amino acids. The transcript is spliced from 5 exons. Gene Ontology annotation, molecular function: chromatin binding. NCBI's taxonomy places the organism in Eukaryota, Viridiplantae, Streptophyta, Magnoliopsida, Myrtales, Myrtaceae.